Messenger RNA from Acinonyx jubatus (cheetah), 4844 nucleotides. RefSeq names its product synaptotagmin 7 (gene SYT7). Bases 874 to 2937 code for a protein of 687 amino acids. The record is from RefSeq and is a predicted model, not a curated record. The transcript is spliced from 13 exons. Gene Ontology annotation, molecular function: SNARE binding; clathrin binding; phosphatidylserine binding. NCBI's taxonomy places the organism in Eukaryota, Metazoa, Chordata, Mammalia, Carnivora, Felidae. Gene Ontology annotation, biological process: regulation of calcium ion-dependent exocytosis; vesicle fusion; cellular response to calcium ion. Gene Ontology annotation, cellular component: synapse; axon; synaptic vesicle.
CCAACUGUGUUCAAAUUCAGGGGAUGGCCAGCGUGGCGGACCCAGGCUCAGCGCUGGCAAAAAAAAAAAAAAAAAAGAAAAGAAAAUCCACUCCUGGUUUUCGCGCACACCAGCCCGGCUUCCCGGGCCCGCCGCGGUGUCGAGUCCCGAGCUGACGCCCUCGAGACGCCACCAAGCGGAAAACCCGGAGUGGGUUUCCACGCCUUUUGGAACGGAGUCAAAGGGCACCUCGGAGGAGGCGGCCGGCUACCCCGCCCUGGCGGAUUCGAAGCCGCUGCCUUCGGGGGCGCGCCGGCCGGGCUGGUCGCGCCAGUGCGGCGGGUCCCGCAAGCUCGCAGGACCCACCCGAGGGCUCCGCGCCCUCCCCGCGGGGGCCGCGGGCGGGGCGCGCGGGGCGGCCUUGGUGCCCUCGGGGCGGCUCCGGGCGGCGGCGGGCGCGGGCUGCAGUGCGGCGGCGCGGCCGGCAGCGGGCAGCAGCGGGCGCAGGCGGCAGCGGUGGCGGUGGCAGCGGCGCUCGGCAGCGGGCGGGCGGCGCCGGCGGUGCCCGGGGCGCGCUCACACACGCGCUCACACACACACAUACACACGGCCUCGUACACACUCACACACGCUCCGGCGCGCACACGCGGCGCGCAGGCCGGAGGGAGGAGGCUCGGCUCGGCGGCGGCGGCGGCAGCGUGCUCGGCGGGCGGGCGGGAGGGCUGGCGGGCGGCCCCCGCUCCCCGGCUCCGCGGCUCGGUGCAGCCCGCGAGGCCCCCGCCCUCGGACCCGCCCCCGGGGGUCGCCCGGCCUCAUGCCCUGCAGCGGCGGCGGAGCAGCGCGCGGCCGCGGGAGGCUCUGAGGAGCCCGGAGGGAGCCGGCGACGAGGGGACCAUGUACCGGGACCCGGAGGCGGCCAGCCCAGGGGCGCCCACCCGCGAUGUCCUGCUGGUCUCUGCCAUCAUCACCGUCAGCCUUAGCGUCACUGUCGUCCUCUGCGGCCUCUGCCACUGGUGUCAGCGCAAACUGGGCAAACGCUACAAGAACUCCUUGGAGACCGUGGGCACGCCAGACUCAGGGCGUGGGCGCAGUGAGAAGAAGGCCAUCAACGAUCUAGACAGAGACUUUUGGAAUAACAAUGAGAGCACAGUGCAGCAGAAAUGGAGCUCCUAUCCUCCCAAGGAGUUUAUUCUAAACAUUUCACCCUACGCCCCUUAUGGCGACCCACGACUGUCCCUCAAUGGCACCCUCCUGUCGGGCGCCAAAGUGGCCGCUGCGGCGGGGCUGGCGGUGGAGCGGGAAGGCCGGCUGGGGGAGAAGCCGGCACCGGCGCUGCCACCCGGAGAGGACGCCUUGAGAAGCGGCGGGGCCGCCCCCAGCGAGCCGGGCAGCGGCGGCAAGGCGGGGAGAGGCCGCUGGCGGACGGUGCAGAGCCACCUGGCCGCAGGGAAGCUCAACUUGUCCAAUUUCGAGGACUCCACCCUGUCCACGGCCACUACCCUUGAGUCUAUCCCCAGCUCCGCGGGAGAGCCGAAAUGCCAGCGACCCCGCACCCUGAUGCGGCAGCAGAGCCUACAACAGCCGCUAAGCCAGCACCAGCGGGGCCGGCAGCCCAGCCAGCCCACCACCAGCCAGAGCCUGGGCCAGCUGCAGGCCCACACGGGCUCGGCGCCGGGCCCCAACCCCCGGGCCUACGGCAGGGGCCAGGCCCGGCAGGGCGCCUCGGCCGGCUCCAAGUACCGGGCGGCCGGCGGCGGCCGCAGCCGCUCCAACCCGGGCAGCUGGGACCACGUGGUGGGGCAGAUUCGAAACCGAGGCUUGGACAUGAAAUCCUUCCUGGAAGGCAGGAUGGUGGUGCUAUCCUUGGUCUUAGGGCUUUCGGAACAGGAUGACUUUGCCAAUAUCCCUGACCUGCAAAACCCAGGAACCCAGCAGAACCAGAACGCUCAGGGGGACAAGAGGUUGCCUGCAGGAGGGAAGGCGGUGAACACAGCCCCAGUGCCCGGCCAGACACCCCACGAUGAGUCUGACCGCCGGACCGAGCCACGCUCCUCCGUCUCGGACCUCGUCAACUCCCUCACCAGUGAGAUGCUCAUGCUGUCCCCAGGCUCCGAGGAGGACGAGGCGCACGAGGGCUGCAGCCGGGAGAACCUGGGCCGGAUCCAGUUCAGUGUCGGCUACAACUUCCAGGAGUCCACACUCACUGUGAAGAUCAUGAAGGCCCAGGAGCUGCCAGCCAAGGACUUCAGCGGCACCAGCGACCCCUUUGUCAAGAUCUACCUGCUGCCGGACAAGAAGCACAAGCUGGAGACCAAGGUGAAGCGGAAGAACCUGAACCCCCACUGGAAUGAGACCUUCCUCUUUGAAGGUUUUCCCUACGAGAAGGUGGUGCAGAGGGUCCUCUACCUCCAGGUCCUGGACUACGACCGCUUUAGCCGCAAUGACCCCAUUGGAGAGGUGUCCAUCCCUCUCAACAAGGUGGACCUGACCCAGAUGCAGACCUUCUGGAAGGAUCUGAAGCCAUGCAGCGAUGGGAGUGGGAGCCGAGGGGAGCUGCUCUUAUCUCUCUGCUACAACCCCUCUGCCAACUCCAUCAUCGUGAACAUCAUCAAAGCCCGGAACCUCAAAGCCAUGGACAUCGGGGGCACAUCAGACCCCUACGUGAAGGUGUGGCUGAUGUACAAGGACAAGCGGGUAGAGAAGAAGAAGACAGUGACGAUGAAGAGGAACCUGAACCCCAUCUUCAAUGAGUCUUUUGCCUUUGAUAUCCCCACUGAGAAGCUGAGGGAGACAACCAUCAUCAUCACUGUCAUGGACAAGGACAAGCUUAGCCGCAAUGACGUUAUUGGCAAGAUCUACCUGUCCUGGAAGAGCGGGCCCGGGGAGGUGAAGCACUGGAAAGACAUGAUUGCCCGUCCCCGGCAGCCGGUGGCCCAGUGGCACCAGCUGAAGGCCUAAGUGGGGCCAAGGGAGGCCCGGGGGGCCGAGGGCCCGGGUCCCCAUCAUGCCCUCACCACUUUAUGCACAAUGCCCGGCCUGGCCCCCCGCCAUAGGUGAGGGGAGGACCCCGAGGGCUUGGCCAUGGAGGGGUCCCAGGAGUCAGUUGGGCCCCGUUUCUAGGAAGUACCAGCCUCAUCCUCCACUUGUCCAGCUCUGGGGGAGGGGCUCUGGGAGCCAUUUUCCUGCUUUGCCCCUUUCCUUCCUGACUUGCUGAUACUAAAGAAGUGAGGGAGAGUGCGAAGGCCAGACAGGCAGACGGGCAGAUCCCUCCAGAGGCCCGCCAGGUGGGCACGGUCCCCCGUUUUCUUUAAGGCAGUGCCUGGAGUGGAGAGAAGCUGCCUCCUCCCCAGCUCCCGAUGUGGGCCCAGGAGAGGGGAGGCCGGGGCGUUUGGCCCCGGCCUGGCCGGGAAAGGCCCGUUCCCCGGGCAGUUUCAGGUGCCGACUGGGCCCUGAAUGCCAAGGAUAGUAUAUAGCCCGCUCCGGGGUCCUGGAGCCGCAGCCUGUGUCCUUGCGUCGUGUCCACUGUGUGCGUGUGUGUGUGUGUGUGUGUGUGUACGGGGGUGGGGGCACUCUUACCCUGUCCCCGCCCCAGGGGCCGGCAGUGCAGAGAGGGCAGGGUUUCAUAAAGUGAGGCAGGGCAGGAGGCUGAGAGAGGUCUACGCACAGAGCCAGGGGGUGGGCUAGGAGAGGCGGGUGAAGGGGGGACUGGGGAAAGGUGGGUGGGGGGGAGAGGGGCAGACAGUGGAGCCGGGCUGAGAAUGUGGCUGCCUCCUGCCGCCUCCACCCCGAGCCCCUCUCUGCUCAGUGUUCUCCAGUAGCUCCCUGCCUAGCGAUUUCAUCUCUUGCACAUCAUUACACACCUUUUAGGCACCUACUGUAUGCAUCACAUUCCACCAGGACUCACCUCCCUUCCUUCUCAGGGCCCAAGCCCCCCCAAUAGCUCUCUUCUCCAGCACCAUCAUGCAGACACCCUCAGCCUUCCGGGAUCUCAUAUCCCAGCCAAAGCUGGCAAUAUUCUCCAUGCUUCCCAGUUUCCUUCUCCUUCCCUAUCUCUACCCUGGUGCCCCCCCCCCCCCCGCACGCUGUUGGAACCUCUGCAUCCUCCUCCUCCCCCGUGUUCACAGACCCUCCCUUCCAUUCGCAGUCAGGAGUCUCUGGCCCCACCUUCUUUCCCCAGCAGCCGCUUCUGCCCCUCAGGUCACGCAGGAAACCAGGAAAAGUCCAGGAUGCUGCAGGUUCUGAGGUUGCCCCACACAAGCUGUGGUUUCUCUGCCUCAGCAGCUACAGAGACUAAAACUGGCUUCCCCUUGGAGACAGCAGAUUCCGAGAUGAUCCCUGCCUAAGCCUGCUCAUCCCCACGAGGGUCCUGAUACUGAUACAAGGCAGCUGGUGACUGUCUCAAGCCCAGGGGUCCGCGAGCCUGGGCCUGACAUUUCUGACACACGCCACCAGGUGGCGCCCAGACACCACAUCUGUGGCUGCUAUCUGGGACCACAGUUCUACACCCCCUCUCCCCUGCCCCCCCCCUCCCCUGAGCUGGGCCUGACCCCAGGGGAGACUCUGGAUAAGGUUAGGGUCCCCACCUGCGGAGCACGGCAAAAGCAUGGGAAUUGGGGAACCAUUUUCCUUCAGUAGGCUUCCUCUUGAGCUGCCCACAUGCAUUACACUGAAUCUCACACCCUGGCCCCAUUCCCCUCCCACUAGGAUCUGGAGGAAUAUCACACAGAGUAAGCAAAUCAUUUUGUAGAUUGAGGAGUACUUAUGUGAAGCAAAUAGUCACCCACAUUUCUUGUAAAUCCCAAUUUUUCUGUGUUGUAGCUUUGCUUAGAAUGAGGGCCGGCCCCAACUGCAGGGUCCUUUUUGGG